This is a messenger RNA of Mycotypha africana, 1341 nucleotides long. Its product is annotated as major facilitator superfamily domain-containing protein. The record is from RefSeq and is a predicted model, not a curated record. NCBI's taxonomy places the organism in Eukaryota, Fungi, Mucoromycota, Mucoromycetes, Mucorales, Mycotyphaceae. The coding region runs from base 1 to 1341 and encodes 446 amino acids. The transcript is spliced from 2 exons.
AUGUUUAAUGCCUUGAACGGUAUGGGCGGUGCUGGUCAAUCGGAUCCUACGGUCACCAACAAUGCCAAUACUGCCUUGGCUGUCACAUUCACUGUUUUUUCCUUGGUGGGUGCGCCUAUUUACAAUAUGUUUGGUCAUCGUGUGUUAUUACCUGCCGGUCUUUGCUACGUUCUUUAUGUGGGCUCCUACCUUACAGAUAAAGCUGCUUUCACCAUUGCUACCGGUGCCAUUCUUGGUAUCGGCGCUGGUGUCUUAUGGACCGCCCAAGCUGGUAUCAUGAUGUCUUACCCCGAUGAAAAAGACAAAGGAAAAGCCUUCUCCAUCUUCUGGAUGCUCUUCAACACGGGUGCUACCGUAGGUGCUGCCAUCCCCCUCGGCUCCAAUUGGAAAAACAGCACUUCCACUGUCACUCUCGGCACGUAUAUUGGCUUCAUGUGUAUCAUGGGCUUUGGCGCCUUCUUGGCCCUUACCUUACUUCCCGCUCACAAAGUCAUCCGUAAAGACGGUACUCCUGUCUCUCUCCACAAAUUCUCCAACUGGAAACGUGAAGCCAUCGAAGUCUUCCGCUUAUUCACCGACUGGAAAAUGUUGGUCCUUAUCCCCGUGUUAGCCGGCUCUAACUGGUUCUACACCUACCAAUUCCAAGUCUACAACGGUGGCGGUUUCUUUGGCCUGCGUGCGCGUUCCUUGAACAACUUGAUCUACUGGCUCUGUCAAAUUCUCGGUGCCGGUGCAUUUGGUUUCUUUAUGGAUUGGAAGCUCUUGGGUGGUCGUCGUACUCGUGCCUUCAUCGGCAAUUCCUUGAUCUUGGCCGUCCUCGUCGCUUCUUGGGUAGGCUGCAUUUUUGUCCAAAAGAAAUUUUCCUUCGAAUCUGUCAAGCUUCCCAAUCAUAAGCAAAUCGAUGUCAGUGAUCCCGAAUAUGCUGGUUACAUCAUUUUGUACGCCGUCUUUGGUAUCAUCGACGCCAUCUAUCAAGGUUUCAUCUACUGGCUCUUGGGUACCAUGACCAACGAUACUGAGCGUGCCGCUCGUUAUGGUGGCUUCUAUAAAACCAUUCAAAAUGCCGCUGCUGCUAUUGCUGCUCAACUCGACGCCAAACAUACUCCCUUCAUGACCCAAUUGGCCGUUAAUUUUGCCAUUGAAGGUGCUGGCUUGGUUUUGACUUACCUUAUCUGUUGGACUGUUUCCGAUGUCACUGUUGAAAAGGUCGAUAACUUGGCAGACGGUGGAAAUCCUGAAGUGUUGGUCGGUGGCCAUGUUGAAACCAUCGAAGAUGGUCGUAAAGAGAUUCAUCGCCAUGAAGACAAGGAUUACUCAUCCACCACUUCCUCUAACCUCUAG